AGGCUGUGUGGCUUUAAGUCAGUUGUAGUCGUGUUUCAUUUUCUGAAAGUGCAAACAUUGAUUCAGUGCCAUUACCAUUUAUUUUUUGUUGAAAUUUCAACAUUUUUUCAACAUUAAUUGAGGGUGCAAAAGUGAUAUUGAUUCAAUGAUGUUAACGUUGACAAAUUAAUAUUGAUUCAACAUUAUUUUGAUCAUGGCUUGCUAUCUGGGUUCAGAUCACAUCAUACAUCUUUAUUUUAUUUCACAGCCGUUUAUUUAUUUAAAGUUAAGUGACUUACACUGAUGGAUUAACAAAAAAUAAUAAUUAUUUUGACUGUAAUUUUCACAAGAAAAUGUAGCCAAGUUGUAAUAUUCAAGUUGUAUAGAUUUAAUAAUACAAUGGUGUUGUUUGACAAAUUAUGUAAUGAGAGCAAAUGGGUUUAUGUGUUUUGAUAGUUUGUCUUUAAAUUUGAAAUGAAAUGAGCAGAAAUGAAGAAAACAACAACACCGUUGUUCAUUUUUCCGUUUGUUCAACAACAACAACAACAAAAAUAUUUCUGAUUGAUUUUUUUUGGUUCACUUUUUUAACCUGUCAAUCAAAAAAAAAGAAAGAAAAUAAAGUCAAAAUCUUUUUUUUUUUUUUUUUUGGAACAAAUGAAGAAAUUAAAGGUGCCAUUUUCAUUCAAAUUGAAAAACAAACUAUCAAAACGUACAUGGACCUUGUAGUUUCACCCAUUCAUUUAUGAUUUUCUUGAUUGUGUUUGGUGUGUGUGUGUUUGCUUUCUGUAUUAUUAAUAAUUUAUAUGAUUCAUUUUACAAUUUGAAAUAUUUUCUUUUAUUUGUUGUUUCAGGUUGAAGAACAAAAGACCUGAGUAAAGCCACGAUGUUUCACAUAGUUGUUUUUGACAACACCAAUGAGGUUGAAGUUGUGCCUUCCAUUUGGAUGAAAAAUGGAGAGUGCAUGUGGCCUCCAAAUAAAACUGAUGUAGCAAAAGCUGUAAAAUUGCAAGAAUGUCCUGGAGAUGAAUGGAAGCCCCAUAAGGCCAGAAUUAUUUUCACAUCACAUGACUACAAUGAAGCUAGACGGAAACUUCCUCAAGCUGUUGAUCACACUGACAUUGGAAGUGAUGGAGGGAACUCACCAAUUAAAUUUAAAAGAAGAAGAAUACCUAAAAACAUUUUUUUCCCUGGAGAGGAUGAUGAUGAUGAUGAGGAGAUGGAAAGCACUGUGAAAGAAAAAAAAUCAAAAAAAGGAAAGUAUCCAUUGCCCAGUGCUCCAAAGAUCGUCAGACAGCACAAAAGUCCUGCAUUAGAACCUGUAAAGCAAAACAUCCCCAAGCUUCACCAAAGAGGCCACGGUGCUCCUGAAUGUCACUAUGAUGACAUGGAAGGCACCCUGGAAGGAACAAUGUCAAGAAAAGGAAAGUAUUCAUUGCCCAGUGCUCCAAAGAUCAGUAGGCAGCACACCACUCCUGCAUUAGACCCAGGAAAGCAAAACAGCCCCAAGCUCCACCCAAAAAACCACAGCACUCCUGACCUCCAUCGAAGUGGCUACUGCACUCCUGAGCUUUACUCAAGUGAUGACAGCACUCCUGACCUCUACCCAAGAGGCCAUAGCAGUCCUGAGCACAACCCAAGAGACCAUAGCAGGCACAUUAUCACUGAGCGCUGUACAUCGAGGCACAUCAGCUCUGAGAUUCGUCCAUUAAGGCAUGCCAGCAGUGAGAUCCACACAUCAAGCAGCAUCAGCACUGAGAUUGGUAGAUCAAGUCACGCCAGCUCUGAGAGCCGUAGACCAAGCCAUGCUGCACCUUCUCUAGUCCCAUCAAAGCAUACUGAGCCACACCAGACCAGGGAGCAGACAUCUAGUUUGCAAACAUCCCUCCUGCGUAAUAUAUUAACAAAACAGGAAAUGAUGAUGGACCAACUGCGAAUCAUCUUCAAGACCCUGCAGAGUAUGAAAUCAGCUGAUGAGACAGAGACAGUCCUGGAUCGAAAUUUGUUGCCACUUAAAGAUGUCAGUUCUCUUCAGGAAAUGGAGGAACAACUGCAUAGUAAUCUUGACCUCCAGAAACAGUUGGUAAACACGCUGGCUCUCAAAGGUGGGGUGGACGUCCACGAGUGCAUUUGGAGGAUUAUGCAUGGCCUGAUUACUAACUCUUUGGCGCAAAAAAUCAACAUGAGAGGAAUAAAUGGAAAAAUUGGUUUCCAGCGCUUACGUUUAAGGGAUGUUGUGAUUGCGGCUGUGAGGCGUAACCGUCUGACGUCUGUGGCCACAGAAAAGGACAUUGAUUCCACCAUCAAAAGAUGGCUAUAUCUGGCCCCGGAUAGGGAUGGUGGCAGGAGAGAGAGGAUGAAGAGAAAGGAGUGUCAGGAGAGUACAACAGGUUAACGGAUUUGUGACUUGUUUGGAUGUUCAAGAGUUGUGAACUGAAUCAGAAGUUAAAAUGUUGUGUGCACAGUGCCACUUGUUCAUGAACUGAAUCAGAAGUUAAAAUGCUUGUGUGCACAGUGCCACUUGUUCAUGAACUGAAUCAGAAGUUAAAAUGUUGUGUGCACAGUGCCACUUGUUCAUGAACUGAAUCAGAUGUUGAAGAGUUGUGUGCACAGUGCCACUUGUUCAUGAACUGAAUCAGAUGUUGAAGAGUUGUGUACACAGUGCCACUUGUUCAUGAACUGAAUCAGAAGUUAAAAUGUUGUGUGCACAGUGCCACUUGUUCAUGAACUGAAUCAGAAGUUAAAAUGUUGUGUGCACAGUGCCACUUGUUCAUAAACUGAAUCGGAUGUUGAAGAGUUGUGUACACAGUGCCACUUGUUCAUGAACUGAAUCGGAUGUUGAAGAGUUGUGUACACAGUGCCACUUGUUCAUGAACUGAAUCAGAUGUUGAAGAGUUGUGUACACAGUGGCAUUGACAUGCAAGCAUUGUUUUUUGUUUGUUUGUUGUUUUUUUUUAAAUGUGAAACAAUAAAUAUUUUUUCAAAAUACUGUUGUUGUUCAGGCAUUUUUCAUUUGGGCCAAGGGUGUGUAUAAAGUGGCUAUAUCAAGGUUUUGUUGAGGCUGACAUGUGGAACCAAUUGUUUGGUCCUGAAUAGUACCAGAAUAGGGCCAGCUAUAGUCAUACAUUUGGCUGAGAUAUGGCUAUGCCAUGGGCCAUAUGUGGCCCGAGUUCUGGCAACCAGACCUGGUCCAGUCAUGUACCGUAAUUCACUGCUGUAUUUGGGCCAAG
This is a messenger RNA of Megalobrama amblycephala (Wuchang bream), 3206 nucleotides long. RefSeq lists its product as uncharacterized. The record is from RefSeq and is a predicted model, not a curated record. The transcript has 9 exons. Lineage: Eukaryota; Metazoa; Chordata; Actinopteri; Cypriniformes; Xenocyprididae. Bases 863 to 2371 code for a protein of 502 amino acids.